AUGAGCGCGUCACCUUCUGGACUUUCUAACAAUCAAACUCCCACCCCCAAUGGCGGACCCCCGCCUGGCUUCGUGCGACAGAGCAAAGCCGCUGACCCUCUAAGACCGCGCAAAAAGCCCAUUAGACGACCCAAUCUCCCAAAAGGCGCCCUUCCACCGAAGCCCAAAGGUCCUGUAGCUCCUGCGCGCGGACAGUAUCCUGUCAACGGGUUGGCUGCUGGCCCCAUUGGUUCCCAACCGGCUCCUCCACCUGCAAGCGGUCUUCACAAUGGGUGGACGAACCCGCCAGAGGGCGAAACAAGAUACUUUCCACUGUACACCACGAAGAAAGCCCUACGUGAGGGACUGAGAUAUCAUGUAAUGCGAUUCAGCACGAAGAAAGAUGUUGAUCCGGCGAAUCAAGAGUCUGAGCAGCAGGAGCAAUUCAUAAGGCCCGUCACGCUACAUCGAAGAGACCCCAAACAACCAUCGCGAGCCGAAGCCGGUAAGGAGGAAGAGAUACCUGAUGUAGUCAUGGAUUCCAAAGAACGCGAGAAAUUGGAGAUAGCCAAGGCAGAAAAGGAUGCGAAAAGAGCUGCUGAUCUGGCCCAGAUCGCUCCCUCUGGCAACAAUGCGGCUGCGCAAGCAAAGAAGAAUCAUCCAUUUAGAAUGGAGAAAACCACGCAGGUAUACCGAUUGGACAAGACUGAGGACGAAAAGAAAGCUUCGGAUUUGAGAUAUGAGGAGGCAUUACCAUGGCACCUGGAAGACGCUGAAGGCAAACAAACAUGGGUUGGUAAUUAUGAGGCUGCCUUGUCAGACACCAAUGUCAUGUUUCUCAUCGAAGGAGAGAGAUUCUUGAUGGUACCUAUAGAGAAGUGGUAUAAAUUUACGGCAAAGAACAAAUUCGCGACGUUCACAAUCGAGGAAGCAGAGGCAAAAAUGGGCAAGAAAACGAGAGAGUCUCGCUGGGUGAUGAAAGACAAGCAAGAAGCGCUUUUGAAAGCCCCUCCGAUGCACCGACUUUAUACCGUGAAGUCGGAGAGUAAUACUGCGAAGAAUGCCAACAAGUCAGAAAUGCAGGAUAUGGAUGAUCUUGAUUUCGCCGAAGGUGAUUUAUUUCAGGAUGAUGAUGAGCAACCGACAGUAGAGCCCGAUAAUGACGAGGAAACCAAGGAAACUCAGGCCAAGAUUAAGCGCGAACAGCAGGCUGCGAAUAUCUUCGAUCAGGCGAACGAGGCCGAAGUGGAAAAAGAACUUGAAAAGGAGCUCUUAGAAAUGGAGGCCGAGAAGAAAAUCGGAAAGAAGACUCGCAAGGCGCUCACCAGACGGGAGAGAAACUUGAUUUAUGAGAGUGAUUCUGACCACCCGUACUCGGAUACCAGCGAGGAUGACACAUCAGAUGAGGAAAAGCAGAACGAGAUAGACAGAAGGAAGGAUGAGGAAGCAAAGAACAAGCUCAAGGUCGAAUCAAAGGUUCCAUCUGGAGCCUCUUCCAAAGGAACAAACACACCUUCUGGCCGUCCAAAACACACUGAUGCCUUGAAGAAGCACAAGAAUGGUCUCAAGAGGUCAGGAUCGCCUAAUCUGUCUGAGUCUUCUGGUAACGAGUCUUCCCGGAAGAAGCAGAAGAAGCAUGCAUCAUCUCGCCCGUCUGGCACUAGUACUCCAAUCCCUGGAUCCCGACCAAUGUCACCUAUGCCUACUUCGCAAGCCGGCCAGGGUCGCAAAUCAUCUAUGGUCAAACUUAAUGUCAACUCUACAAAGGUCACUGAUAUUCACUCUGCGCCACCUAAUCCAAGUCCUACUGGAGGCCCUAUGAGUGAUGCUGAAGCUACCGGAGGAGAGAUGUCUGACGGUGGUAAGAAGAAGAAGUUGAAGCUUCGUCUUGGAGGUACACCUUCAGGUUCACGAGCGGGAAGUCCGGAGAUUCGGGCUGGUGGUACUGGGAGUCGUGCCGGUAGCCCACAAGCACCAGCUCCUGCAAGCUCACCACGUGGACCUAUAUCCGUCGGCGAAAUUGCAGCCGAACUUCCACCAGAAGGUAUUUCCAUCAAGGAGUUGAUGGCUAAAUUCGGAGGACGAGUUGGUGAUGGACCUGGAAAGACCCAAAAGAACGAGUUCAUUAGACUCGUCAAAGAGUGUGCUGCGUUCGGCAAGGAUAAAUUGCUCCGUCGCAAGUAG
Molecule: messenger RNA, 2163 nt
Organism: Glarea lozoyensis ATCC 20868
Lineage: Eukaryota; Fungi; Ascomycota; Leotiomycetes; Helotiales; Helotiaceae
Product: Rap30/74 interaction
Exons: 3
Coding region: 1-2163 (720 amino acids)
Biological process (GO): transcription initiation at RNA polymerase II promoter; positive regulation of transcription elongation by RNA polymerase II
Cellular component (GO): transcription factor TFIIF complex; nucleus
Molecular function (GO): DNA binding; TFIIF-class transcription factor complex binding; RNA polymerase II general transcription initiation factor activity
Source: RefSeq, a predicted model, not a curated record